UUUUUCACCAAGCGAUAAAAUCCUCUUUCCAAGUUUUCCACAAACACGAUGCAGCGAUCCUCGGCAUGCUUUCUACUCCGUUUCACCCAUCCCGAGUUGCGAGAUAAUCCAUUAGCCUCGUUAUUUACAACGUUUCGUAUUGGUAAGCGGACCAAUUUGUUUACAAAAUUAUAUAAUUUAUUUAAUAGAAACAUUGGAAACAUGCAAUUGGAAUUUGAACAUAAAGAACAUCAAAAAUGGACGUCAGUCAAAUGUCUUGAAUUAAUUAAAAAUUCGUAUCGUAUUUCGCUAUUAUUGCAUAUAUUUGUUUUCGUAAAAUUUAUUCGUAUAAUUUAUUGUCAUUGACACGUUAUACUUUACGAUACGAAGUGUUAAAAAUUCCCUUUUUCAUCGAAGCACAUCUAGACACGAAAAUAUCUACAUAAUCUAUAAACUUACUCUCGCAUCGCACGUUGUCGCGCCAAGAUUCAUCAAGAUGGCAGAAAGCGUGGAGAAAGAAGACAAAAAACGAAAAGUACAGUCAAUGUUUACUGAUCUAAAGAUUGCAUUCGACACAACAAAAAAAGAUAAAAAUGUGAAAAACGAUGAAAAAGUGAACAAAAAACGACGAAAUGGGAAAGAUAUUGACAGAGAAAAUGAAAAAAGUACAGGAAGUAGUCAAGAUGAAUCCAGAAGAUAG
Molecule: messenger RNA, 679 nt
Organism: Heterotrigona itama
Lineage: Eukaryota; Metazoa; Arthropoda; Insecta; Hymenoptera; Apidae
Source: the annotation of a GenBank genome assembly